This is a messenger RNA of Episyrphus balteatus (marmalade hoverfly), 4498 nucleotides long. RefSeq names its product plasma membrane calcium-transporting ATPase 3 (gene PMCA). The record is from RefSeq and is a predicted model, not a curated record. NCBI's taxonomy places the organism in Eukaryota, Metazoa, Arthropoda, Insecta, Diptera, Syrphidae. The coding region runs from base 775 to 4473 and encodes 1232 amino acids. Gene Ontology annotation, biological process: calcium ion transmembrane transport; regulation of cytosolic calcium ion concentration. Gene Ontology annotation, cellular component: membrane; intracellular membrane-bounded organelle. Gene Ontology annotation, molecular function: ATP hydrolysis activity; ATP binding; P-type calcium transporter activity. The transcript is spliced from 18 exons.
GCAGUAGUUUUUUGUUUGGUGUUGGAUUGGAUUUUUAUGUGUGUAUGUUUGUGCCGGGCGCGCGGCACGAUAUUGCGAUUGCGAUUAUUUUAACUCAACGGACUACGGAGACGGACACACAUAAUCAAUUUCAAGGUGUGAAUUCGCUCAAAAAGUUAUUUCAAACACGAAAAAUAGUUUGGCAGCAAUAGUGUGUUGGCGCGGUUAUGCGGUACGCAUAGCGAGUGUUUCCUCUUCAAAUUUAUUGUUUUUGUUUUCAAACCCAAUAUACCUACAACGAGAACGAGUAAAAAGCAGAUCCAAAAACGAACAAGAAGUGUGUUCUGUGUUUUAGUAGUGCUGCUGCUGUGCUGUUUAGACAGAGUGAAAGUGCUGCUCGCGCUCGCUGCUGCCCUGUGUCGCCUCUGUGCUAACUAAACCAAAUAGCUUAUGGCUAUGUUCUUGCGUUAAGCUUAAAUACUCGUUAGCUUAGAGUCCAACAGUUGAACAAAAUCGUACAAAUAUUUCCAAACUUCUGGUAUAUACGGGUUACGAGCGGUACUAAACGAUCAGUUGUGUACUCUGGUAUCUCUAAAUUGAAAAAAAAGUACAAAUGAAAAAUUAAAUUAUAUAUAAAAAUUAAUGCAUAUAUAGUGGAAACAAAUAUUGUGUGAAAAAAAUCAAAAGAGUGAGUUGUGGGGAGAGGAAGGAGAAAAAUAGAAGUGUCCUACAACUAGGACAUCCUUGAUUAAUACAAAUUACUUUUUUCUGUACUAAGAGAUUUCAUCGUAACAAAUGGCCACAAUAGAUGGAAGACCGGCGCAAUAUGGGAUCUCUCUUAAGCAAUUACGAGAGCUCAUGGAAGUCAGGGGUCGGGAGGGCGUAGCAAAAGUAAAUGAAUUUGGUGGUGUGCACGAUGUUUGUAAAAAAUUAUACACAUCGCCAAAUGAUGGUUUGAGCGGAUCAAGAUCUGAUAUAGAACAUAGACGUGAAACCUUUGGUUCGAAUGUUAUACCACCGAAACCACCAAAAACAUUUCUUACACUAGUCUGGGAAGCUCUCCAGGAUGUGACACUUAUUAUAUUAGAAGUAGCUGCAUUAGUAUCCCUUGGUCUAUCGUUUUAUAAACCCGCCGAUGAAGAUGCUCCUGUUCUUGCAGAAGAAGACGAUCACCAUGGCUGGAUAGAAGGUUUAGCUAUCCUCAUUUCGGUUAUCGUUGUUGUGAUAGUAACAGCAUUCAAUGAUUAUUCGAAAGAAAGGCAAUUUCGUGGCCUGCAAAAUCGUAUCGAGGGUGAACAUAAAUUCUCAGUUAUACGAGGUGGUCAAGUGUGCCAAAUAUCUGUUGGCGAUAUUGUUGUUGGUGAUAUAUGCCAGGUUAAAUAUGGUGAUCUAUUACCAGCAGACGGUGUUCUUAUCCAGAGUAAUGAUUUAAAAGUUGAUGAAUCCUCGUUAACAGGUGAAUCUGAUCAUGUUAAAAAAGGUGCCGAUUCAGACCCGAUGGUCUUAUCUGGGACUCAUAUUAUGGAAGGUAGUGGUAAAAUGGUUGUUACCGCUGUUGGUGUUAAUUCACAAGCGGGUAUCAUAUUUACGCUCUUGGGUGCUGCUGUUGAUCAACAAGAACAAGAAAUCAAAAAGAUGAAAAAGGAAGCUAAAAAGGCGAGGAAGAGCAAGAGUUUAACAGAUGAUGGCACGACACCAAUCAGUAAUAGUCACAUGAGCUCACCACCCCAUGAUGUUGUUAAAUCGGAAUCCGAUGGGAAUCAUGUUCAACCAGCUGCAUCAAGUUCUGAAGGCGGCAGUCAUAAGAAAGAAAAAUCCGUACUUCAAGCUAAACUCACAAAAUUGGCUAUACAAAUUGGUUAUGCUGGUUCAACAAUAGCCGUACUCACUGUUAUCAUCCUUAUUAUACAAUUUUGUAUAAAGACAUUUGUCAUAGAAGAAAGACCAUGGAAGAAUACAUAUGCCAAUAAUUUAGUUAAGCAUUUGAUUAUCGGUGUAACGGUAUUAGUUGUAGCUGUACCUGAGGGCUUACCAUUAGCUGUUACAUUAUCAUUGGCUUAUUCGGUUAAGAAAAUGAUGAAAGAUAACAAUUUGGUGCGACAUUUAGAUGCUUGUGAAACAAUGGGCAAUGCCACUGCCAUUUGUUCUGAUAAGACUGGAACAUUGACUACAAAUCGUAUGACUGUUGUUCAGUCAUAUAUAUGUGAGAAACUUUGUAAAGUUUUACCCAAAAUCUCCGAUCUACCAUCGAAUGUAGGAAAUUUCAUUAUCCAAGGUAUUUCCGUCAAUUCAGCAUAUACUUCAAAUAUUCUGCCUGGAGCAAAUCCUACUGAUUUACCAAUGCAAGUUGGUAAUAAAACUGAAUGUGCUCUGUUGGGCUUCGUACAAGCUCUAGGAUGUAAAUAUCAAACAGUUCGUGAUGAAAUAACUGAAGAUAAAUUUACUCGUGUAUAUACAUUUAACUCGGUGCGUAAAUCAAUGAGUACAGUUAUUCCUAGGCCAAAUGGUGGUUUCAGAUUAUACACAAAAGGAGCCUCCGAAAUCGUACUUAAAAAAUGUGCAUUCAUUUAUGGUCAUGAUGGUGUUUUAGAAAAAUUCACAAGAGACAUGCAAGAUCGUUUAAUUCGUGAAGUUAUUGAACCUAUGGCAUGUGAUGGUCUACGAACAAUUUCAAUUGCUUAUCGUGAUUUCGUGCCUGGUAAAGCAGCCAUCAAUGAAGUACAUAUUGACAAUGAGCCAAAUUGGGAUGAUGAAGAGAACAUAGUCAGUAAUUUAACAUGCUUAUGUGUUGUUGGUAUUGAAGAUCCGGUCCGUCCUGAAGUACCAGAAGCUAUUAAAAAAUGCCAAAGAGCUGGUAUUACUGUUCGUAUGGUAACUGGUGAUAAUAUUAAUACAGCACGUUCGAUUGCCAGUAAAUGUGGUAUUUUGAGGCCAAAUGAAGAAUUUCUUAUACUCGAGGGUAAAGAAUUUAAUCGACGAAUUCGUGAUACUAAUGGUGAUAUUCAACAACAUCUCAUCGACAAAGUAUGGCCAAAGUUGAGAGUGCUUGCUCGAUCUUCACCAACAGACAAAUAUACUCUUGUUAAAGGUAUUAUUGACAGCGCAGUCAGUGAAAAUCGGGAAGUAGUUGCUGUUACGGGUGACGGUACAAAUGAUGGUCCAGCUUUAAAGAAAGCCGAUGUUGGUUUUGCAAUGGGUAUUGCUGGUACAGAUGUUGCCAAAGAAGCUUCCGAUAUUAUUCUUACCGAUGACAACUUUAGUAGUAUUGUCAAAGCUGUUAUGUGGGGACGUAAUGUUUAUGAUUCAAUUGCGAAAUUCUUGCAAUUUCAAUUGACUGUUAAUGUGGUUGCUGUAAUUGUUGCAUUUAUUGGUGCAUGUGCUAUUCAAGAUUCACCACUCAAAGCCGUUCAAAUGCUUUGGGUAAAUCUUAUUAUGGACACACUUGCAUCAUUAGCUUUAGCUACUGAACUUCCAACACCCGAUUUAUUACUUCGUAAACCUUAUGGUCGUACGAAACCACUAAUUUCACGCACAAUGAUGAAAAAUAUUUUGGGUCAAGGCAUCUAUCAAUUAUUUAUUAUUUUCUCUCUAUUAUUUGUCGGUGAUGUCCUGCUUGAUAUCGAAUCUGGACGCGGUCAAGACCUUGGAGCUGGUCCAACGCAACAUUUUACUAUUAUUUUCAAUACUUUUGUUAUGAUGACAUUAUUUAAUGAAAUGAAUGCUAGAAAAAUCCAUGGCCAAAGAAAUGUUUUCGGAGGUCUCUUCACAAAUCCUAUUUUUUAUACAAUAUGGAUCUUUACAGCAAUUUCACAGGUUGUCAUUAUCCAAUACGGUAAAAUGGCUUUCUCAACAAAAGCCCUCUCACUAGACCAAUGGCUAUGGUGUAUAUUCUUUGGUCUUGGAACAUUAGUCUGGGGACAAUUAAUCACUUCAGUGCCUACAAGAAAACUACCUAAAAUAUUAUCGUGGGGUCGUGGUCAUCCCGAAGAAUAUACCGAAGCGAUGAAUUUAGGUGAAGAACGUUUCGAUUCAAUUGAUUCCGAUAAAAAACCACGAGCGGGACAAAUUCUAUGGAUUCGAGGCCUAACACGUUUACAGACACAAUUACGCGUUAUUCGUGCAUUUCGAUCAACAUUGGAAGAUCUAACAGAACGUCGUUCUGUGCAUAGUUUGCACAGUCUACGUAGUCCACGAACAGGAGUUACAGCUGGUGGAUAUCAACUAGUUCAAUCACCUGGAUCGGCUAAUUUUUAUAAUGCCGCAUUGAUGCAAACUGGACGCAGUGGUAAUACCUUACAACCGGCACCCCAGCAUUCACCGGCAGCACAAAAUCUAGCUACCACACCAACGACAUCGGCUAUUUUAUCUGAAAUAUCAUUUAUCGAUGAAGAUCCACAACAAUUGAAUAAAAAUGGUGGUAAUAAUAAUACAAAUAAUAGUAGUAGCAACGCGCGAAAUAGAUCAGAAAGUCCACAAAGAGAGACAAGAAUGUAAAGCUAUUAAUAUUUUUUCUUAUUCA